Pteropus alecto (black flying fox) is the source of this 4097-nucleotide messenger RNA. It is a transcript of the gene FLRT1, whose product is annotated as fibronectin leucine rich transmembrane protein 1. The transcript has a single exon. The record is from RefSeq and is a predicted model, not a curated record. Bases 823 to 2844 code for a protein of 673 amino acids. Gene Ontology annotation, molecular function: protein binding. NCBI's taxonomy places the organism in Eukaryota, Metazoa, Chordata, Mammalia, Chiroptera, Pteropodidae.
GCUGAAAGUUUCAUGAUUUGGGGAGGGGGCAGGUGUGGAAGAUGAGUUUCCCACACAACACAGAAUGUGGAGCUAAGGAGGGCACCUCUGAUAAAAAGAGAUUUCUGUAAAUACACGAGAAAAGCAGUUCUGUUGACACUUUCUUCUUCUGUCUAUAAAACGCACGAGUGACAAAUAGGCCAUGUGUUAACACCAGACAAUGAAGAUCCCCGCUCUCCACUGAUCACCAGUGAUGACGCUGGCAGCUUCUUUUCUGCAGGUUCUAGUGACGCCCCCCUUUUGAGCUCGCCUCCCGGAAACAAGCUUCCCUUCAAACCCUGGGUCUGAGCCAGCUAGGGAUGUGAGUCCCUUGUUCCCAGUGAGAAAUGGUGGCUCUGAAUCUAUAAAACACACCCUAAAUUCAACCUGCCGACAUGGACCAGCCGCUUUCAGCGUUAGCCGUAAAGACUGGCUUAGUGUGAGAUCUUGAAAGAAGAAACAAACCGCGGUGUGGCUGUCACUACGUUAACCUCAGCUGAGGCACAGAGUCACUGUCCAGGAGGGCACGCAGCGUCCGUGUCAUUCACGGGCAGCGUCUUUGCUCCCGAUGAGGUUUAGAGUCCAACCUCAGCCCGAGUGAUCACCUGUGACAUAAAAUUGUCACAGAGAGGCCUUGAUGCACGUGCCUGGAGGCUUGACCUCUGUCCUAUGACCCAAGCUGCGGUGACCCCUUGGUGGCGGGCAGGUGGGCACUGCGAAUCACUCUCACCGCACGUGUCUUGUGCUCCUUGCAGGUGUUAAGGCCCCAGAUCAGGUGAGGCCCGGCUCUGCCAGCCAUCCACCAUGGUGGUGGCAUACCCUACUGCCACCGCCACCACCACACCUGCUGCCACCGUCACGGCCACCGUCGUGAUGACCACGGCCACCAUGGACCUGCGGGACUGGCUGUUCCUCUGCUACGGGCUCAUUGCCUUCUUGACGGAGGUCAUCGACAGCACCACCUGCCCUUCAGUGUGCCGCUGUGACAACGGCUUCAUCUACUGCAAUGACCGGGGACUCACCUCCAUCCCCCCUGACAUCCCCGACGACGCCACCACCCUCUACCUGCAGAACAACCAGAUCAACAAUGCUGGCAUCCCCCAGGACCUCAAGACCAAGGUCCACGUGCAGGUCAUCUACCUGUACGAGAACGACCUGGACGAGUUCCCGGUCAACUUGCCCCGCUCCCUGCGGGAGCUGCACCUGCAGGACAACAACGUGCGUGCCAUCGCCAGGGACUCGCUGGCCCGCAUCCCGCUGCUGGAGAAGCUGCACCUGGACGACAACUCCGUGUCCACCGUGAGCAUCGAGGAGGACGCCUUUGCCGACAGCAAGCAGCUCAAGCUGCUCUUCCUGAGCCGGAACCACCUGAGCAGCAUCCCCGCGGGGCUGCCCCACACACUGGAGGAGCUGCGGCUGGACGACAACCGCAUCGCCACCAUCCCGCUGCACGCCUUCAAGGGCCUCAGCAGCCUGCGGCGCCUAGUGCUGGACGGCAACCUGCUGGCCAACCAGCGCAUCGCCGACGACACCUUCAGCCGCUUGCAGAACCUCACCGAGCUCUCGCUGGUGCGCAAUUCGCUGGCCGCCCCACCCCUCAACCUUCCCAGCGCCCACCUGCAGAAGCUCUACCUCCAGGACAAUGCCAUCAACCACAUCCCCUACAACACGCUGGCCAAGAUGCGUGAGCUGGAGCGCCUGGACCUGUCCAACAACAACCUCACCACGCUGCCCCGCGGCCUGUUUGACGACCUAGAGAGCCUGGCCCAGCUGCUGCUCCGGAACAAUCCUUGGUUCUGCGGCUGCAACCUCAUGUGGCUGCGGGACUGGGUGAAGGCGCGGGCGGCUGUGGUCAACGUUCGAGGCCUCAUGUGCCAGGGCCCCGAGAAGGUCCGGGGCAUGGCCAUCAAGGACAUCACCAGCGAGAUGGACGAGUGCUUCGAGGCAGGGUCACAGGGUGCUGCGGCCGCCGCCGCCAAGACCACGGCCAGCAGCCGCGCCUCUGCCACCACACCCCAGGGCUCGCUCUUCACCCUCAAGGCCAAGAAGCCGGGGCUGCGCCUCCCUGACUCCAGCCUCGACUACCCCAUGGCCACGGGCGAUGGGGCCAAGACCCUGGUCAUCCACGUGAAGCCUCUGACGGCAGACUCCAUCCGCAUCACGUGGAAGGCCACGCUCCCCGCCUCCUCCUUCCGGCUCAGCUGGCUGCGCCUGGGCCACAGCCCCGCGGUAGGUUCCAUCACGGAGACCUUGGUGCAGGGGGACAAGACGGAGUACCUGCUGACGGCCCUGGAGCCCAAGUCCACCUAUAUUAUCUGCAUGGUCACCAUGGAGACUGGCAACACCUACGUGGCUGACGAGACGCCCGUAUGUGCCAAGGCGGAGACGGCCGAUAGCUACAGCCCCACCACCACGCUCAACCAGGAGCAGAACGCCAACCCCAUAGCCGGCCUGCCUCUGGCAGGCAUCAUCGGUGGCGCGGUGGCCCUUGUCUUCCUCUUCCUGGUUCUGGGGGCCAUCUGCUGGUACGUGCACCGGGCCAGCGAGCUGCUGACCCGGGAGCGGGUCUACAACCGGGGCAGCCGGAAAAAGGAUGACUAUAUGGAGUCUGGGACCAAGAAGGAUAAUUCCAUUUUGGAAAUCCGAGGCCCCGGGCUGCAAAUGCUGCCCAUUAACCCUUACCGCGCCAAAGAGGAGUACGUGGUCCACACCAUCUUCCCCUCCAACGGCAGCAGCCUCUGCAAGGGCACACACACCAUCGGCUACGGCACCACGCGAGGCUACCGUGACGGCGGCAUCCCCGACAUAGACUACUCCUACACAUGAUGCCCGCCUGGCACGCCCGCCCCAGCUCCCGGCUCCUCCUGGUGUGGCGACCCUGUGGCUUUGCUCAGCCCGCUGCCACCCGACAGAGCAAGGAAAAGAAACUCCGUGAUGACUUUCCCACCAAAAAGCAAAGUUUGGGGAGCGCUGACAAUUUUUUAGAACACGACAGGGGAAAAAAAGGGAAAAAGAAAUUUUUUUUUUAAACGGUAGAAGGCAGGAAGGGGUAUCUGACGUUGCUGAAGACCUAAUUUAUACCGAAGUACGCCCUUUGGAGAGGGAAAGACUAAAAACAAUAUUGCAGGAAGGGUCGGACUGGUUUGUUUUUUUUUUUCCCUGAACUGCAAAGAUACUACCUGUACAACGUCUGUGUAUGUCUCACGCUCUGUUUGGGGCCGUCACAAAAGGACCGCCAGAGAGAAGCAGCCGACACGCAAAGUCCCCACGCAGCUCUCGCUGCCAGCCGCUCACUGGCCACGACGUGAGGGCGGUUUUCAGGCUCCUCACAAAGAAGAGGGGGAAGAAAAGGUCUUUUGCUAUGGAGAUGUUGUCCUGAAAUCUCUUCUCUGGUUCUUUCCGUACCGUUUCCCUUACAGACUUUCAGAAAUACUUCGUCCUUCACUGCAUUCUUUGAACAAUGAUGUAGCCAAUUAAAAAAACAAAACUUUCUUUCUCCUAUACUGAAACCGUCUUCACUUCCAUGCACCAUACUCUGUGGAAGCCCCAUGGAAGCUGCGGCUUUCCCGGCCACCUGAAGGCGCAUCUAUCUACCUAUCUAUAUGUCGUGUCUCUAAAUACAGACUGGUAGGUAGAGCCACAUAGAUGGUCCUUACAGUACUUCCUGGGUCAGUUCGUACAAUUUCUUGAGACAAUAGAAUCGCGAAAACGUUGCUUUCUCCUAGCAAUCACCGAGUAAGUAGACACAGUGUGUUGGGGAUGGGAGUGGGGUGGGGGACAAUGCUGUUCCUAAAGGCGGAGGCGUGUCUGUCCUGGACGGGUGGCUGGGGGGACCCUGGGCAAGGGAUGCUUUCGGUUUGAUCCUAUCUCGGGUUGGCCAGAGCUGGGCCGUGCUCCUUUCUCAUACAGAGAAACUUUCUUUGACGGCAAGUGUCCUCCUCUCCCUCCCCUGGGAGACAGAACACGCGGUCACCUCAGCAGCUACUUUCUCUGUGCUCUGUGCUUCCUCCUGGGACAGGUCAUUGGCAUAGGAAUGGGUUUUUUUGUUUUUUUUUUUAAUAUCAGGUGAUUAGACCUAA